AGAUGGAGAGAAGACUUUGGCGAUGAAAUCUGGAACUGUUUACAAAACCAGGACAUUGAUUGGAGUUUGAGUUGGAUGUUUCCUGACGAAGAGGAGCCUACACCUACGGCUCGCCCUGAAGAAGCACCACAGAUAAGCGAACAUCUUGAAGGAGAGAAGAUUGACGAAGAACCCACACCUACGGCUCACCCUGAAGAAGCACCACAGAUAAGCGAACAUCUUGAAGGAGAGAAGAUUGACGAAGAGGAACCCACACCUACGGCUCACCCUGAAGAAGCACCACAGCAGCUUGGAUAUAACACAGAAUGGAGUAGAGAACCUGGAUAGAUCAAUGCCAAAACCAGGGACAGACAGUGCCAGUCAAUGGGACUCGGAUGAAGACUCUCCCUUGCAGUUGGUAUACGAGGAGGACCCUGGAGAUGCUUCUGUUGAUAAGUCUACAAGCAGUUCUCCAGCUCAGCUUCAGUCUUCAUCUAUUGCUCUCAAACCAGCUACAACUAUGAAACUCAUGGUCUUGGAAAGUGACAGAAAUGGAGCAGACUUUUCCAGUACUCUUGCUGCACAUAAGCCACAGCAGGGUGAGAUGAUGACUGCUUCACCCAUUACCAUAGUGUCCUCUUUGUCAUCACAAGCUGCUCAGUAUCAUGCCCAUGCAGGCUUGGUAAACUUGUCAAAGCAUGUGCCAGUUGUCCAGGUGUCACAGUACAGCCAAGGAGCUUUAAGGAGAGCACAGUCAGCUCCAGCCUUUAAGAUGGCUGGCACUCCUCCCAUUGCAAUAUAUAGAGAUGCACGAGCUCAGAGUUAUGUUCUAAAGGAAGAUACAUUAACUAAGACUGAAUCUGUGGAACACGUAUUUAGAGAACAGUCAUCACCAGGGAGCCCUGAACUUUUAGCAGCUAAUGUAUUGGCUGAGGGGUUUGCAAAAGAGAAGUCAUACAGAUGAACAAUGCUGCAGGUGAAGUGACUUCCUUGGUGAAAUCUUGUCCCGGUGGUGAAUCAUUAUGUCAGGUUGUCCACUGAUCUUUCAGUGAAAAAUGCAGAAAUGUGUGUUUUGUGUGGUUAAGCAUUUUGUAAGAAGGUAAAUCAGGUCCACAGAAACAGAUAUCCUUUUUUUUUUGCCAGAAAUGACAAUAAAAAUGUUAUGUGACACUAAAGAAAAUGUGCUAUAUAGAUUCAAUAGAAGACUACAGAAGUGUGUACAAAGUACAAACUCCCAAGUGAAAGAGUGAAAUAGCCUACCUUGAUAAGUGUGUAGAGACUAAGAAUGUUGUUGACCAAAGGAAGACUUCAGGAAAUAUUACUUGAAGAAAUGGGAGUUCAGGUGAUUGAAGAAAAUGUGAAAUGAAAUUAUUUAUAAUAAAGAUACAAAUUAUGUGCUGCUUAUGAUAAGCAAAUGAAUGAAAUGCAUGUAAAAGGACAGUGUUCAGCUCUGCCAUAUUUACCUUCUGUGUUAUCCUGAAGUAACUGUUGUAUUUUCACUAUAUCUCAGGGCUUAUUUCUACAUAAUGGUGUGUAUCGUUAUUUUUCAUAUGAUUUCAUUAUAAUUACCCUAUUAAUAUUAGUAUUGUUAUUAUAGGUAGGAA
Messenger RNA from Penaeus monodon (black tiger shrimp), 1583 nucleotides. RefSeq names its product tumor protein 63-like. Gene Ontology annotation, cellular component: nucleus. Gene Ontology annotation, molecular function: DNA-binding transcription factor activity, RNA polymerase II-specific; RNA polymerase II cis-regulatory region sequence-specific DNA binding. Lineage: Eukaryota; Metazoa; Arthropoda; Malacostraca; Decapoda; Penaeidae. Gene Ontology annotation, biological process: apoptotic process; regulation of transcription by RNA polymerase II. The record is from RefSeq and is a predicted model, not a curated record.